AUGAGUGAAAAGGUGGUAGUGCCUAAAUUGAUGGUUAAAGAAAAAGUUAAUGAAUCAAAGCCGGUUGUCAAACUCCCUUUCCCCACAAGAAAUAAAAAGAAAGAGCGACAUGAGAAGAACUUCAAGAAAUUCUCUGAGAUGUUCAAAAAGCUUGAGAUUAACAUUCCGUUCUUGGAGGAACUUGAACAAAUGCCCUCUUAUGCUAAAUUUAUGAAGGAUAUUAUUUCAAAAAAGCGGAGCACCGAGACUGACCCUAUUCCGGUGAAGAAGAAGGAUCGAGGCUCGGUAACUAUCCCUUGCACUAUUGGGGAUAGAUCUUUCAAAAAGGCCCUUAUAGACUUGGGAGCAAGUGUGAGUCUCAUGUCGUUAUCCAUUUACAAGAGGUUGGGGAUUGGAAAAGUGCAAGAUACUAGAAUGACACUUCAAUUUGUUGACCACUUUGUGAAGAGACCUUAUGGAGUAGUGGAAGAUGUUCUUGUGAAGAUUGAUAAGUUUGUAUUUUCGGUGGACUUUGCCAUCUUAGAAAUGCUGGAAGAUGAAGAGAUACCUCUCAUUCUUGGUAGACCAUUUUUGGAGACAGGAAGAUGUUUGAUAGAUAUAGAGGAGGGCAGCAUGACUCUAAAAGUUUACGAUGAAGAGUUGAAAAUUGAUGUGCGAAACACCAUGAGAUACAAAGAUGAUAUGGCCACCAGUCAACACAUAGAGGUGAUUGAUCAAGUGGUUCUGUAA
Lathyrus oleraceus (garden pea) is the source of this 729-nucleotide messenger RNA. RefSeq lists its product as uncharacterized. Gene Ontology annotation, biological process: proteolysis. The record is from RefSeq and is a predicted model, not a curated record. The coding region runs from base 1 to 729 and encodes 242 amino acids. Gene Ontology annotation, molecular function: aspartic-type endopeptidase activity. Lineage: Eukaryota; Viridiplantae; Streptophyta; Magnoliopsida; Fabales; Fabaceae. The transcript has a single exon.